AAUCAUCUAAGAACAACAGAUGACGAAUCUGGUGGACAUACCGAUGAUGAGAAAUCAUCUAAGAACAACAGAUGACGAAUCUGGUGGACAUACCGAUGAUGAGGUGCAUGCCUAUUUAUUUUAAUAUUUUGAUCUUAUUCGUUUUUUAAUCUGAUCAUCUAGAAGAAUACAAUAAUCGUGAGGGGUAAUUUUUUGUUUUUUCUUGUACUCAAGACAUUUUGAGGCUGCAAUGUCUCACACCUUAGUAGUGGGAAUGUUUAUACAGGAUGGGAUUGUGGUCGGCACUGAUUCCACACUCACGGCGGUGAUUAAUGGAAUACUCUUAAUAUUGCGUGGAAAUCCAGCUCUCAAGUUGAUGCAUCAUAGAGGAUUCACAAGUGCUGUUAGUGGAUGUAUCAGAAUUUAUACAAACAUAGAUGAAAAACUAAUAAGCUGUUCAUUUUACUUCGUAUAUAUUGUCUUUAAUUUAUUAUUUAUCCUUUGAAAUUUUGCUUAAUUAUUUUUUUUGUAUUGUUAAAAUAUAGUGCCUUGAGUAUGCGAAUCUAUUCCCAAGAAUGACAAGAAUUUAUGUGAAUAGAGUUGUUUCUUGAGCGGUGAAAGUCAUUGGGAGCUUAGAUCCUUGUUUUUUGAGUUGCACAGAUAUAUCAUUUCGAUUUUUUCUUUUUUUAUGUUUUUGAAGGAAGAUUCAAGCUUCGAAUGACUUCCGCUGCCCAAGGAAAAGCUCUAUUCACAUUAAUUCUCGUCCUACUUAGGAAUUGAUUCGCAUACUCAUGACAAUAUGUUUUAACAAUACACGAAAAAUUAAUUAAGUAAAAUUUUAAAUAAUUAAUAAUAAAUUAAAGGCCAUAUACGAAUUAAUAAAUAGCUUAUUAGUUUUUCUUCUAUGUUUCUAUGAAUUUCGACACAUCCUUGAUACCACUAUCCACUAACAGCAUUUGCAAAUCCUCUGUGAUGCAGUAACUUGAGAGCUGGAUUUCCCCGUAAUAGUUCCACUAAGCACCCCUGUGAGUCUUGAAUCAGUGCCGACAACAAUUCGUCCUGUAUAAACAUUCCCACUAUUGAAGUGUGAGACAUUGCAAUCCUGAAAUGCUCUUAAGUACAAGAAAAAACAGAAAUUACAACCGCUCACCAUUGACCACAUUCGUUUUUCAUUGGACCAAGUGUGUGUGUGUGAUUAAGGCAGGGCUUGACCACGUUCUUUUUCAUUUGACCAAGUGUGUGUGUGUGUGUAAGGCAGGGCGCUUGUUUUCUUUUUCUUUCCCUCAUCUUAUCCAUCAUCUUCUUAUCUUUCCUUCUAAUCACAAAGGGGAAUUGUUUGUUUAGAAAUCAUCUAAGAACAACAGAUGACGAAUCUGGUGGACAUACCGAUGAUGAGGUGCAUGCCUAUUUAUUUUAAUAUUUUGAUCUUAUUCGUUUUUUAAUCUGAUCAUCUAGAAGAAUACAAUAAUCGUGAGGGGUAAUUUUUUGGUUUUUCUUGUACUCAAGAGCAUUUUGAGGCUGCAAUGUCUCACACCUCAAUAGUGGGAAUGUUUAUAGACAAUGGGAUUGUGGUCGGCACUGAUUCCACACUCACGGCGAUGAUUAAUGGAAUACUCUUAAUAUUACGUGGAAAUCCAGCUCUCAAGUUGAUGCAUCAUAGAGGAUUCACAAGUGCUGUUAGUGGAUGAUGAAUGACAAGAAUUUAUGUGAAUAGAGUUGUUCCUUGGGCGGUGAAAGUCAUUGGGAGCUUGGAUCCUUGUUCUUUGAGUGGCACAGAUAUAUCAUUUCUAUUUUUUCUUUUUUUAUGUUUUUGAAUGAAGAUCCAAGCUUCGAAUGACUUCCGCUACCCAAGGAACAGCUCUAUACACAUUAAUUCUCGUCCUACUUUGGAAUUGAUUCGCAUACUCAUGACAAUAUGUUUUAACAAUACACGAAAAAAUAAUUAAGUAAAGUUUUAAAUAAUUAAUAAUAAAUUAAAGGCCAUAUACGAAGUAAUAAAUAGUUUAUUACUUUUUCUUCUAUGUUUCUAUGAAUUUCGACACAUCCUUGAUACCACCAUCUAUUAACAGCACUUGCAAAUCCUCUGUGAUGCAGCAACUUGAGAGCUUGAUUUCCACGUAAUAGUUCCACUAAUCACCCCGUGAGUCUUGAAUCAGUGCCGACAACAAUUCAUCUUGUAUAAACAUUCUCACUAUUGAGGUGUGAGACAUUGCAAUCCUAAAAUGUUCUUAACAUUCCCACUAAUCACCCCCGUGUGUGUGUGUGUGUGCGCGUGCACGCGUGCAGGCGGGCGAGUGUGCGUGCGUGCGUGCGACCUCCGUAGCAGGACAAUUGAAAAGGUGGAUCGUACUACAUCAUGAAUGCUUGAAUCACAGCAUUAUAAUUUUGUAUGUGUUAGGAUCGUACUACCUCUCUUGGUUUUAUGUGUAGAGAUGGGAUCAUAUUAGCUUCUUGCUCUCCCAAGAGCACUAGAACAAGUAUGUAUGCUUCUAAUCCUUACUCAUUAUAUUGUUGAAAAUUAUUUAUAAUUUCCCUCCAUUGCAAAAUAAGUCCUCUCAUUGAAAUUUCCUUGUUUUAAAGGAAAGUAGAACCUUAUAUUGGGAUAGAUAACAAAUGAAACGUGGAACAUUUUAAGGGCAGACAUUUUUCUACCACUAUAUGUAUUCUCAGCAUCAAACUUUGUGGAAAUUCGUCCAUAUAUGCUUUGCACAAGGGUCGGUGAUCCUGUAGACAAACUCUUCUGGAAACAGGUGAAAUAUGCAGUCCUACAUCACGCUAGCCAUUUUCCCCUGAAAAUUAUCAUUCACAAGGUUAUCUUUGUUGUAGUGAUGCCUAUAUGAGAGAAAACAUAAAGAAAGAAUGAUGCCAGUGAACCUCCUAGCUGCACUCCUCUUUCAAGACAUGAUGAAACAAUUCUAUGGUCUGAUUAAGCAAUCACAUCAUCCUUUUCAAGAUCCAGAUAUUUUCUUUGUUGACCAUGAAUACGGACCCGUGAACUGUAAUUUUUCUUUUGGAUCUAAGGCAGGGCUUGGAUUACUUUCAAUGAUAGACGGGUUGGUUAACCUUUUUUUGCAGAGCUGAUAUACAUUGAUCCAUAAGUUGUAUUAAUGUUAUCCUUGCUUCACUAGGAAAUCCACCACUAUGACAGCUAAGGAAGCAGUAUCAUUUGGCAGAUGGGCAAUUCGGCGAGCCGCAUUUCAAGAUGGGAUUUUAGACGGAGUUGCUUAGGGUAUUUCAUCAUUUUCCUCAUCUGGUUUUGAUAUGUGAAUUCCGAAACCUUUCUCUGCCAUGUCAAACAUAACUUUUACAAGAGUCAGGUAUGACAUUUUCUGAUAAUAUUACAUUAACAUUGGACCUAACACCAGGUCUGAAAUUGUUCACUCAAGAUAAAUAUUAGGAUUGAUAUGCAUAACCUCUAUUUUGUUUUUUCCAUCAUCUCCGACGGGGCCAAAUCUCUAUGUUUUAAACAUAUGGGUCAAAUGUUUUUUCCAUUUUGAAGGUGUGACUGCCACCUCAUCAAACCAAACUUUGCCAUCCUUGCAUUAUUUAAUGCACCUCACAUGCUCUCAAUCUCGUGCACCUUAGCUAGCAAAAAUAUUCUCUUCUCUCCUCUCUUUUGACAGUCCUUAUAGAGGUUGUCAAAAAGCUGCAUACUUAGAUGCCAAAACUAUCAAUUUCGCCCUCUUAUGGGCAAUUUUUAUACCCCGCUUGUAAAUACCUCAUAAUCUCCCAACCCGACAUUCCAUGAGCUCCUUAUAAGCUGCUUUCUUGUCUUCUUUUCCUUGAACUACACUAUUCCGACGGCAGUAUGCACAUAAAUUCAGUAUGGUACAAGCCACCUUAUUCUUUCUAUUAUAAAUAUGAAUUCUUCAGCUUUUGCAUUUGAACUAGGGACAAAUGUGUUCAGCUUUGCUGACCUAUAUUAUGGCUUUCAUGUGAUUCUAGUUUAUUAUGUUGGCCCUCAUGGAUGGGAGCCAAUGUUGUAUGAUGAUGUUUUGAAUGCUGGCCUCUACAAUCCUAUCUCGGUGCACUCAGUAGAUCAAGAAGAGCCAACAAAUGAAGACAGAGAAUGGAUGGAUCGUUUACAAAGUCUUGAAAAGUAUCAAAAACAAGUUCUUCCAUCUGUAUAAAAGCAGUAGUCAUUGCAGUACACAGAUAUGAGGCAAAGGUUUGCAUUGAUGCUUAACAGACGUUUUCGCAGUGUGAACUCUAUUAUAUGUAUACUAUCUCAAAGACGUUAAUUAGAGCACUUGUUCACUGCUGGUAAAUCGUAGCAGGUUUCUGGUAUUGCUAUUGAAUUGUCUGUUGAUGGCCACCAACGACCUAGGAUUUUUUGUUGGGC
This is a messenger RNA of Cuscuta campestris, 4321 nucleotides long. The record is from the annotation of a GenBank genome assembly. Lineage: Eukaryota; Viridiplantae; Streptophyta; Magnoliopsida; Solanales; Convolvulaceae.